Brienomyrus brachyistius is the source of this 1677-nucleotide messenger RNA. RefSeq names its product ADP-ribosylation factor-like 6 (gene arl6). Gene Ontology annotation, biological process: intracellular protein transport; vesicle-mediated transport; protein localization to cilium. Gene Ontology annotation, molecular function: GTPase activity; GTP binding. Gene Ontology annotation, cellular component: axoneme; cytoplasm. The record is from RefSeq and is a predicted model, not a curated record. The transcript is spliced from 8 exons. Lineage: Eukaryota; Metazoa; Chordata; Actinopteri; Osteoglossiformes; Mormyridae. Bases 289 to 849 code for a protein of 186 amino acids.
CCUGUCAUUGUCAUCUGGACGGUUAAAGUGCUGUUUUUUCCUUUAGGUGGCGAUAUUGAGCACGUUUUUGUAGUAUCUUAGCAACGUCGCGUACAUUUUUCGCCUCUCGAAAACCUGCGGAUUUGCCGCCGUGGCCGUUCUAACGGGGAAAUAUUAAGAAAUAAAGCAGGACAGCCACGUUUGCCGGUACGUACACGUUUGUCUGGAGGAUUCGAAAGUGAAACCGAAAGUUUUCCGCGGCGCCGGGCCUUACUGCCGUUACUAGGACUGUGUCACAGGGUGACCCCAAUGGGCCUGUUCGACAAACUCGCUGGAUGGCUCGGCUUGAAGAAGAAGGAAGUGAACGUGCUCUGCCUGGGUCUGGACAACAGCGGCAAGACCACCAUCAUCAACCAACUCAAGCCGUCGAAUGCUCAGACACAAGAUAUAGUCCCUACGAUAGGCUUCAGCAUAGAGAAGUUUAAGACAUCAAGUCUGUCCUUCACAGUUUUUGACAUGUCGGGUCAAGGCAGAUACAGGAAUCUGUGGGAACAUUACUACAAGCAAGGGCAGGCCAUUAUAUUUGUCAUAGACAGUGGGGACAAGCUAAGAAUGGUGGUUGCCAAAGAGGAACUUGACACACUUUUGAAUCACCCAGACAUAAAACACAGAAGGAUUCCCAUUUUGUUCUUUGCAAACAAGAUGGAUCUGCGAGAUGCACUGUCCUCUGUGAAAGUUUCACAGCUGCUCUGCUUGGAAAAUAUCAAAGACAAGCCUUGGCACAUAUGUGCAAGUGAUGCUGUGAAAGGUGAAGGCUUGCAAGAAGGUGUGGACUGGCUUCAAGAUCAGAUCAGAACACUGAAAACAUGAGCAUCAUCGGGACAGGAACUGAGACAGCAUGAGAACAACAACAUCAUCCUCUCAGACUGGUCUCAAGCUGUCCCCAGAAGAGUCCUAUUCAGCCUGAGCUAUGUCCCAGUAGGUCUGGACUUUUGGCCUUCUGUAGUGACCACAUUGCUAAAAGAGAAGGUCUUUUUUAUUUUUUAUUUUAGGUAGAACAAAUGCUUACUAUAUAUAUUUUUUUUUUCGUAUUCCUGCAAAACAGUAGUUACUUUAUCUGGACACUGCAUAAGACAUAGUUACUUAUUUAUUCUGUUUGCAAGUUCAGCAGAUAAGUGUGGCAUGGCAUAUAUAACAGUUCUAUAGAAAAUGAAAUAGUAGUUUACAAUAGUCUGAGAAAAUUAUAACUUCACCAUUUCCAGCUAGUAUGUGCUUAUUAUCUACUGUAUCUCCAGCAAAUUAGCUUUUAUGGCAGGCAGUCACAUGUGCUCUGAUCUGAGCCUGACCUAACAUUUUAUGUUGCUUUCAUCUGCUUGUUUUUUAUGACCCAUCUCUGCUGGAACAAUGUAACAGCUGAAGUUCCAGAUGUUUGAUUGGUUAAUAAUUGUGGCAUUAGUAUACAGUCACAUUGACUCAGUAUAAAUGCUGUAGUGUAGGAUUGGGUGCCCUGUGUAUGGCUGAUCCUCAGAUAUCAAGCAUGCAUAUUAAGCUGUGUCUGGUUGGUGUCUUCACAGCACAACAAGCCUAUUUGGGGAACUCAAUAUUUUAGAGAAUGACACCUUUAAAGGUUGGCUUUUGCCUAGUUCAUCAUGCUUGUAUAUGCUUUUUGUCCAUUUCAAAUAAAUAUCAUCAAUCUAA